GGCGUGUGUACCAUUCUUUCUUCUUAUUCGCUUUCUCUCUCCCUCCCGCCAAUUAAGCACCAUCCUACAUCCUCAUCCGAAAUCGUUUCACUACCCCGCAUAGCGAUCGAAGAGAAUAAUCCACGUUAGCCGCCUCAGGCGGAUAAUGAAGCUGGUGGUGGAGGUGGUGGAAGCACAAGAUCUCAUUCCCAAAGACGGCGAGGGAUCGGCAAACGCGUUCGUGGAGAUCGAUUUCCACAACCAGCGCUCCCGCACUCGCUCCGUUUCCAAAACCCUUAACCCCAUCUGGAAACAGAAGUUCUAUUUCACUCUCGAUAGCCUUGAAUCAAUCAAGAAGCAGAGCAUCGAGGUCUCCGUCUACAACGAUCGCAAGUCCUUCCCCUACCGCAAUUUUCUUGGUCGAGUCAGAAUUCCAGGCUCCGGCGUCGUUAACAGAGGCGAAGAAUCACUCCAGCGCUUCCCGCUAGAGAAAAAGUGGUUCUUUUCGCACGUCAGAGGUGAGAUCUCCCUCAAAAUUUACAUCUCCCCUGAUCCCGAUACACCUCCGGUUGAAAUCGAGCCAGAGGAAGAGGGAGAGAAACGGGUUAAGAAGGGGAAGGAGGAAGUCAAGGAGUUUAAGAAGGUCGCGACCACCCGGCAUAUUAGCAAGCAUCAGUCCUCCUCUCCGGCGGCUGUGCCUGUAAAGAUGCCGGCGCUAUCAAUGUCAGUACCGGCAGAGGAGUACAAGCUAAAGGAGGCUAGGCUUAACCUUGGCGAACGGUGGCCGGCGGGGGACAAGCAGGUUAGCACCUACGAUCUCGUGGAGCAGAUGAACUACCUCUAUGUCCGCGUCGUCAAAGCUAAGGACCUGCCCCCGAAUCCGCUCACCGGAAGCGUCGACCCAUACGUCGACGUGAAGCUCGGAAAUUACCGCGGCACCACCAAGCACUUCGAGAAGAAAACCACCCCGGAGUGGAACCAGGUCUUCGCUUUCUCAAAGGAUCGCAUCCAGUCCUCAGUGCUAGAGGUGUUCGUCCGGGACAAGGAGAUGGCUCGCGAUGAGUACAUGGGGAAAGUUUCCUUCGACCUCAACGAAGUGCCGACGAGGGUACCUCCGGACAGUCCCCUGGCGGCGCAAUGGUACCGGCUUGAAGAUCUCCGGCGAGCCGGCGAUACCAAAGUUCGCGGAGAAAUCAUGCUCGCCGUCUGGAUGGGGACCCAGGCUGACGAAGCCUUCCCGGAGGCGUGGCACGCCGACGCCGCCGCAGUCCAAGGCGAGGGGGUCUUCAGCGUCCGCUCCAAGGUCUACGUUUCCCCCAAGCUCUGGUACAUCCGCGUCACCGUCAUCGAAGCCCAAGACAUCGUCCCCGUCGACGCCAACCGCGCGCCAGAGUUCACCACCAAGGCCCAGCUCGGUAACCAAAUUCUCAAGACGCGGGUAUCGCAGAGUAAGAGCCUGAGUCCGACGUGGAAUGAGGACAUGGUCUUUGUUGCCGCGGAACCAUUCGAGGAAAUGCUCGUGUUAACCGUGGAGGACCGCGUGUCUCCCGGCAAGGACGAGAUUCUCGGCCGCCUCGUCCUUCCUCUCACCGCCAUCGAGAAACGGCUCGACCACCGCCCCGUCCACUCCCGCUGGUUCAACCUCGAGCGAUAUGGGGGAUUCCUGGAGCCCGAUCCAAGGCGGCGUGAGCUCCGCUUCGCCAGCCGCAUUCACCUCCGCAUCUGCCUCGAGGGUGCCUACCACGUCAUGGACGAGUCCACCAUGUAUUUAAGCGACACCCGCCCUACGGCACGGCAGCUUUGGAAUCUCCCUAUUGGUGUUCUCGAAGUCGGCAUCCUCGGCGCGGCCAGCCUCGCCCCUAUGAAGACCCGCGACGGCCACAGCACAACCGACGCUUACUGCGUCGCCAAAUACAGCCAGAAAUGGGUUCGCACUCGAACUAUCCUCGACUCCUUCGGUCCUCGCUGGAACGAGCAAUAUACAUGGGAGGUGUUCGACCCCUGUACCGUCAUCACCCUCGGCGUAUUUGAUAACUGCCAUCUCGGCGGCGGUGAUGGUGGCGGAAAUAACAACGGUAAGCCCGCGGCGAAGGACUCCCGCAUUGGUAAGGUUCGCAUUCGACUUUCUACUUUAGAAACCGACCGGAUUUACACCCACUCGUACCCACUCAUAGUUCUUCAGCCGUCUGGAGUGAAGAAGAUGGGGGAGCUUCAGCUUGCGGUGCGCUUCACCUGUAUUUCCUUGAUGAACAUGGUUCAUCUCUACGGCCAACCGCUGCUUCCAAAGAUGCACUACGUGCAGCCUUUCUCCGUUAGCCAAGUCGACAGCCUUCGAUAUCAGGCCAUGAGCAUCGUUGCCGCGAGGCUUGGCCGAGCCGAGCCGCCGCUGCGGCGUGAGGUGGUGGAGUACAUGCUGGAUGUGGAUUCCCAUAUGUGGAGUAUGCGGCGGAGCAAAGCUAACUUUUUUCGUAUCAUGUCGGUGAUGUCCGGCGCCUCCGCCAUGCUCCGGUGGUUGGAUGAGGUCAGUAUGUGGCGGAAUCCGGUGACCACCGUGUUAGUGCACGUCCUUUUUGUGAUAUUGCUGUGGUACCCGGAGCUGAUCCUGCCCACGGUGUUCUUGUACAUGUUCUUGAUCGGACUGUGGAACUACCGGUUUCGGCCGCGAUAUCCGCCGCACAUGGACACGAAGCUGUCGUGGGCGGAGGCGGUUCAUCCGGAUGAGCUCGACGAGGAGUUCGAUACUUUCCCGACGUCGAAGCCGCAUGAUGUGGCAAGAAUGAGGUAUGAUAGGUUAAGGAGUGUCGCUGGGAGGAUUCAGACGGUGGUGGGCGAUCUGGCAACGCAGGGGGAAAGGCUACAGGGGGUGUUGAGUUGGAGGGAUCCGAGAGCAACAGCGCUGUUUGUUCUGUUCUGCUUGGUGGCCGCAGUGGCACUGUAUGUGACGCCUUUUAGGAUGGUGGCGCUGGUGGUGGGUUUGUAUGUGUUUAGGCAUCCCAGGUUUCGGAGCAAGCUGCCGUCGCCGCCGAGUAAUUUCUUUAAGCGGUUGCCGUCCAGAAUAGAUAGUCUUCUCUAGCGUUCAGUCUGUGAAGCGGCUGAAAUGUUUGCAUGUUAGUCUUUUUCUAUUUUGUUUAUCGACCUGUGUUUUACAACUUGAGAUUACAGUACAUAUUAUUUCUUUGUUUGUAAAAUUCAUGCUGAAUCUGAGAAGAAAUUAUUAGGUGCGGAGUCCGGACUUAGAGAAAUGACGUUGAUGUUUGGAUUCCAAUAAAAUAUUGAAAAUUGGAGUGGACAA
Dendrobium catenatum is the source of this 3271-nucleotide messenger RNA. RefSeq names its product FT-interacting protein 1. NCBI's taxonomy places the organism in Eukaryota, Viridiplantae, Streptophyta, Magnoliopsida, Asparagales, Orchidaceae. The record is from RefSeq and is a predicted model, not a curated record. The coding region runs from base 146 to 3052 and encodes 968 amino acids. The transcript has a single exon.